Molecule: messenger RNA, 519 nt
Organism: Talaromyces proteolyticus
Lineage: Eukaryota; Fungi; Ascomycota; Eurotiomycetes; Eurotiales; Trichocomaceae
Exons: 2
Coding region: 1-519 (172 amino acids)
Source: RefSeq, a predicted model, not a curated record
AUGCCUCCAUUUUUCGGCGGCGAUGGUAGCGGUGACACCGACGAGGGCGAUCACAAGUCCAACCUAAUCGUGUCGGAUAUACUCGCAAAGACACCCCGAAUCAACGUCUUUUCGUCCCUCACACGGGACUUUGACCCGGUUGCAAGUCGGUUGAAUGAUAAGACACAGAAUACGACAGUCUUGGCACCUCUUAAUUCCGCCAUUAAUGCUCUACCGCGCAAGCCGUGGGAGGAUCCAGAGGAUUAUGAACGGUACGGCGAAGUGAAUGCUUACAAGGGCCCGGAUGGCGAGGAACGCGCAAAGCGGAAUUUGCAGCGGUUUGUGGAAGCCCAUCUUGUUCCGGCCAGUCCAUGGAAUGAGGGUGAAGAGAUAGCAACCAUUGGUGGGGGAGAAGUGAAAUGGGUUAAAGAAGGAGAGAAAAUAUUUAUUGAACCCGGUCACAUUGAAGUCGACAGUCUCGCUUCACAGGUGUCUAACGGCGAUGUUUGGGUUAUUAAAGGUGUCAUCAAUUAUAAAUAG